AUGAAGCACAUGAAUGAAAGUUUUCCAGAGGAUUUCAUUCUCAUGGGCUUUACCAAAUAUCCAUGGUUGGAUGUUCCUCUCUUCUUUGCCCUCCUAACCUCCUACAUGUUCACACUUUUGGGAAACAUUGCUAUUAUUCUGGUUUCUCAACUAGAUUCCCAACUCCAAAGUCCUAUGUAUUUCUUCCUCACAAGCCUCUCCUUUCUGGACCUCUGUUUCACCACCACGACUGUGCCCCAAAUGCUCUUCAACUUGGGCGGACCCAACAAGAACAUCACUUAUAUAGGCUGCAUGACCCAGGCCUAUGUAUUUCACUGGCUAGGCUGUACUGAAUGUGUCUUGCUUGGCACCAUGGCCUUAGACCGCUAUGUGGCUGUGUGUAAGCCUCUGAGAUACCCUGUAAUCAUGAACCACAAACUGUGCUGGCAGCUCUCCAGCACUGCUUGGCUCAUUGGUCUGGCCAAUUCACUACUGCAGUCCACACUGACAGUCCAGCUGCCCCUGUGUGGGAACCAAGAACUGGACCACUUCUUUUGUGAACUGCCUGGUCUAAUUAAGAUGGCUUGUGUGGACACCACAGUCAACGAGCUUACUUUAGCAGUGGUGGCCACCUUCCUGAUAAUGGGUCCCCUCUCUAUGAUUCUUGUCUCUUACAGUUAUAUUGCACAAGCUGUAUUUCGAAUCCCUUCUGCUGAUGGGAGACUUAAGGCCUUCAACACUUGUUCUUCGCACUUACUAGUGGUGUCUUUGUUUUAUGGCCCUGGCAUCUACAUCUAUAUGCAGCCUUCAGGGGACAGCCCUCAAGACCUUAUCAAAGUUCUGACGCUGUUUUACUGUGUUAUUACUCCCAUGGCCAACCCAUUCAUCUACACCUUGAGGAACAAGGAUGUUAAAGGAGCUUUGAGGAGACUUCUGACGCGGGCCAUUUUGUCCAAGAGAAUAUGA
This is a messenger RNA of Odocoileus virginianus texanus, 945 nucleotides long. RefSeq names its product olfactory receptor 2B11-like. Gene Ontology annotation, cellular component: plasma membrane. The record is from RefSeq and is a predicted model, not a curated record. Gene Ontology annotation, molecular function: G protein-coupled receptor activity; olfactory receptor activity. Gene Ontology annotation, biological process: G protein-coupled receptor signaling pathway; detection of chemical stimulus involved in sensory perception of smell. NCBI's taxonomy places the organism in Eukaryota, Metazoa, Chordata, Mammalia, Artiodactyla, Cervidae.